Brassica napus (rape) is the source of this 1958-nucleotide messenger RNA. RefSeq names its product beta-glucosidase 19. The transcript has 13 exons. Bases 5 to 1504 code for a protein of 499 amino acids. Lineage: Eukaryota; Viridiplantae; Streptophyta; Magnoliopsida; Brassicales; Brassicaceae. Gene Ontology annotation, molecular function: beta-glucosidase activity. Gene Ontology annotation, biological process: carbohydrate metabolic process. The record is from RefSeq and is a predicted model, not a curated record.
AUAUAUGUGUGUAUAUUAUAACGGCGAUAUUUCCCUUCUACCUAUCGACUCCAUUAACAAUAGUGUUCCACUUAUAGUUCUUAAACGUUUACCAAGAAACACACUCGUGAGGUUAUACAAAAGAUCAACAAUGAAGAUUCCUCUCUUGGGGUUACUUUUGCUCCUAAGUCUUGUUGGCUCUCCUACCAGGGCCGAGGAAGGACCUGUUUGCCCAAAAACUGAAACCCUUAGUCGUGCCAGUUUCCCGGAGGGCUUCAUGUUUGGUACCGCAACCGCUUCCUAUCAGGUUGAAGGCGCAGUAAAUGAAGGUUGUAGAGGACCAAGCCUGUGGGAUCUCUACACCAAGAAAUUUCCACAUAGAGUUAAGAAUCACAAUGCUGAUGAGGCCGUCGAUUUCUACCAUCGGUACAAGGAGGAUAUCAAGUUGAUGAAAAAGCUGAACACUGAUGCUUUUAGACUAUCCAUUGCGUGGCCAAGAAUAUUUCCCCAUGGGAGGAUGGAGAAAGGAAUAAGCAAAGAAGGAGUUCAAUUUUACCACGACCUUAUAGACGAGCUCCUUAAAAAUGACAUAACACCACUAGUAACGGUUUUCCACUGGGACAUGCCCGCCGAUUUGGAAGAUGAGUAUGGUGGCUUUUUGAGCGAGCGUGUAGUGCCGGAUUUUGUGGAGUACGCAAACUUCACGUUCCACGAAUAUGGGGGCAAAGUGAAAAACUGGAUUACGUUCAACGAGCCAUGGGUCUUUAGCCGUUCAGGCUACGACACUGGGAAGAAAGCACCGGGGCGUUGUUCUCCGUACAUCAAAGAUUUUGGACAUCUUUGCCAAGAUGGACGGUCAGGAUUUGAGGCUUAUGUCGUUAGUCACAAUUUACUCAUUAGUCACGCUGAAGCCGUUGACGCUUUCAGAAAGUGCGAAAAGUGCAAAGGUGGUAAAAUUGGGAUUGCUCAUAGCCCGGCUUGGUUUGAACCAAAAGAUGUGGAAGGAGGUCAACGUACUGUAGACCGUGUACUUGACUUCAUCAUGGGCUGGCAUUUGGAUCCUACCACGUACGGAGAUUAUCCUCAAAGUAUGAAAGAUGCGGUCGGAGCUCGAUUGCCCAAAUUUACAAAAGCCCAAAAGGCAAAACUGAAAGGCUCAGCAGACUUCGUGGGAAUAAAUUAUUACAGUUCGUUCUAUGCAAAGGCAAGCGAAAAGCCUGAUUAUCGGCAACCAUCUUGGGCUACAGAUUCUCUAGUGGAGUUUGAACCCAAGACUGUUGAUGGAUCCGUUAAGAUUGGUAGCCAGCCCAGCACUGCUAAGAUGGCUGUAUACGCAGCGGGUUUAAGGAAGCUUGUGAAAUACAUAAAAGACAGAUAUGGCAACCCUGAGAUCAUAAUUACUGAGAAUGGUUAUGGGGAGGACCUUGGCGAGAAGGAUACAGAUCAUAGCGUUGCUCUCAAUGACCACAACAGAAAAUACUAUCACCAGAGGCAUCUUCUGGCCCUGCAUCAGGCUAUUUGGUGAGAUCAAUUAAAUCAUUUGUGUGAAGACAAGGUGAAUGUUACAUCUUAUUUUGUGUGGUCAUUAAUGGACAACUUCGAGUGGCAAGACGGGUACACAGCUAGGUUUGGUCUCUACUACAUCGAUUUCAAGAACAACUUGACUCGUAUGGAGAAAGAAUCUGCAAAAUGGUUCACUGAAUUCCUCAAACCGGGCCUGAAGCAAAAAUCAUCCAAGUCGACGUUCAGCGAGGAGCUCUAAAGUCAAGUUUUCUACAAGAUCUCAAGCUUUAGUCACGUGGGACAAUAAAAGAAAGAUGAGUUUGUGUUGAAGUUCUUCGUAUUAUGUUUAGUUUCUAGUGCAGUGUAGUUAGAAGUGUCUUCAAUAAAAAAAAGGGUUACAAUACCCAAAUAUGUGUGUACAUGUAAAGCGCAGAUGCUCUAAGUCCGAAAUCUAACGUUUUUUCACGCUUACAAAA